GCGAGAAGAGCAGUAUGAAAUGCUUUCCUCCAUUGACAAAAGCUCACUCUAACCAGUCUCACUCUUUCCCUUUUGUUGUAAUUAGCAACGGAAAAACCGAAGCAAUGAGCGAUUAGCAAAUGGCAGUAGCAACACCCAGUAAUUCAUCCCCCCAAAAGAGCCGUUACGCCUUCAUCGUUAUCAUAUUCAUCACCUUCUUCCUCUUCACCGUUUUCGUCUUCACCAAACGAGCCCUUGAGCCCUCUCUCUUCCUCUACAAGAAUCACUUUACCCAAAUCCCAUUUUCUUCUUCUUCAACUAACAAUACCCUCAUCUCUUUGUCCCAAUCCAACUCUGCACCAAUACUAGACCCACCUUCUUCUUUGCUCCAAUCCACCUCUAUAACACCACCAACCCAAGAACCCAGUUCACAAAGUGAGUCCAAUGAUGAAAACGUGCAAGACCCAGAUCGUGAAAAUGAAAAUGUGCAAGACCCAGAUGGUGGAAAUGAGAGCUCAGACCUGAAGGAGUCCAGUGACCAAAAUGGUGGUGAAAAUGAGAACCCAGAUGUUGAAACGGGUGAAAUUCCGUGUGAUUUGUAUGCUGGAACUUGGGUGAGAGAUGAGCAAUACCCGCUUUAUAAACCGGGUUCAUGCCCUCAUGUUGAUGAAGCUUUUGAUUGCCAGAGCAAUGGGAGGGGCGACUCUGAGUAUCUAAAAUGGCGGUGGAAACCUGAUGGCUGUGACCUUCCAAGGUUUAAUGCAACAGACUUUUUGGUGAGGCUACGGGGUAAAAGGUUGAUGCUUGUAGGGGAUUCCAUGAAUCGGAACCAGUUUGAGUCAAUAUUAUGCCUCCUCCGAGAAGGCUUGCAUAAUAAGAGCAGAAUGUAUGAGAUCCAUGGCCACAAAAUAUCCAAGGGAAGAGGCUAUUUUUCUUUCAAAUUCCAGGACUAUGACUGUACGGUGGAUUUUGUGUUAUCACAUUUCCUUGUGAAAGAAGGAGUCCGAUUUGAUGAGAAAAGGAGGUCAAAUCCAACUCUAUCGAUUGAUCAAAUUGACAGAAAAGCUAAACGUUGGAUGAAGGCUGACAUUCUAGUCUUUAAUACUGGACAUUGGUGGGCUCAUGGAAAGACUGCUCGCGGGAAAAACUACUACAAAGAAGGAGAUUAUCUCUAUCCACAUUUUGAUGUAACUGAGGCCUUUAGACGGGCCCUGAAGACCUGGGCUAGCUGGGUUGACCUUAAUGUGAAUCCAAAAAAGCAGUUGAUCUUCUAUCGUGGCUACUCGUCUUCACAUUUCAGAGGUGGAGAUUGGGAUUCAGGUGGGUCAUGCAAAGGGGAAAAAGAACCAGCCUUCUCUGGGGCCUUACUGGAUAGCUACCCUUUGAAAAUGAAGAUAGUGGAUGAAGUAAUCAAAGAAAUGAAGGUUCCGGUGAUACUAUUGAAUGUGACAAGGUUGACCAAUUUCCGCAAGGAUGGCCAUCCAUCAAUCUGGGGUAAGAAAGGUUCCUCCAGGAAGCAAGACUGCAGCCAUUGGUGUGUUCCUGGAGUCCCUGAUGCAUGGAAUGAGCUCAUCUAUUCCACUCUGGUUUUCCAGCAGACCAAAUCAAAGAGUAAAGUAUAGUAGGCUCUUCCUAUAUUUUAAGAAAAAGGUUUUCCAGUCAUGUGUUCAUACAUACCACGCCCCGACCAAAGUAAUGAGAAAUUUUCAAGAGA
This is a messenger RNA of Fragaria vesca subsp. vesca, 1693 nucleotides long. RefSeq lists its product as uncharacterized. The transcript has 5 exons. Gene Ontology annotation, molecular function: O-acetyltransferase activity. NCBI's taxonomy places the organism in Eukaryota, Viridiplantae, Streptophyta, Magnoliopsida, Rosales, Rosaceae. The record is from RefSeq and is a predicted model, not a curated record. Bases 120 to 1601 code for a protein of 493 amino acids. Gene Ontology annotation, cellular component: Golgi apparatus.